Phodopus roborovskii (desert hamster) is the source of this 1412-nucleotide messenger RNA. It is a transcript of the gene Chac1, whose product is annotated as ChaC glutathione specific gamma-glutamylcyclotransferase 1. Bases 116 to 784 code for a protein of 222 amino acids. Gene Ontology annotation, cellular component: cytoplasm. Gene Ontology annotation, molecular function: gamma-glutamylcyclotransferase activity; glutathione specific gamma-glutamylcyclotransferase activity. Gene Ontology annotation, biological process: glutathione catabolic process. The transcript has 3 exons. The record is from RefSeq and is a predicted model, not a curated record. Lineage: Eukaryota; Metazoa; Chordata; Mammalia; Rodentia; Cricetidae.
UACCACUCAGCUGGAGCGACGGAUCGGUGCCAGGCCAGGUGUACGCGUCCGUCGGUCUUUCCGUGCCGGAGACCAGUCCCGGAGGCCGCCUGGGCCCGUCCCUGCGCCCGGCACCAUGAAGCAGGAGUCCGCAGCCCAGAGCACCCCGCCUCCCUCACUGUCCCCUGCACCAUCCGCGCAGCCUUCCUGCGAGGAUGGCGACCCCCAAGCCCUGUGGAUUUUCGGGUACGGCUCCCUAGUGUGGAAGCCGGACUUUGCCUACAGCGACAGCCGCGUGGGCUUCGUACGUGGCUAUAGCCGCCGGUUUUGGCAGGGAGACACCUUCCAUAGGGGCAGCGACAAGAUGCCUGGCCGAGUGGUGACCCUCCUGGAAGAUCAUGAGGGCUGCACUUGGGGUGUGGCAUACCAGGUGCGAGGGGAGCAGGUGACCGAGGCCUUGAAGUACCUGGACGUGCGGGAAGCAGUGCUUGGUGGCUAUGACACUAAGGAAGUCACCUUCUACCCUCAAGACACCCCUGACCAACCCCUCACAGCCCUGGCCUAUGUGGCCACUCCACAGAACCCUGGCUACCUGGGCCCCGCUCCAGAGGAGGUUAUUGCCACACAGAUCCUUGCCUGCCGAGGCUUCUCUGGCCACAACCUUGAGUACUUGCUGCGACUGGCAGACUUCAUGCAGCUCUGUGGGCCUCAGGCACAGGACGAGCACCUGGAAGCCAUUGUGGAUGCUGUAGGAACAAUGCUGCCCUGCUCUUACCUCACUGAGCAGGCUCUGGCACUGGUUUGAGGAGCCAAGCCCCUGCAGGGAGUGUCCGUGUGGAUGUUGACAAACAGCAAUAUGUAGUACUUGACGAUGGAGCUGGAAAAGCUUGGGAAGUCAUGGUGGGUGACCGGGCACUUUUUGUCGCUGCCCCUGCCUGUCUCGCUCACUUUUGAUUGACGCUGACUUACUACUUGAAACUUUAUUUAUUGCACCAUGUUGGUGUGGUGGGCAGGGCAGGUGGGGGACCUGCCCUGCACGUGGGCCCUGCUGUGCGGUGGCUCUGCCCUAGUCUUCUGGUGCCUGACAAGAAUCCCCCCAGUGCUGCUGCUAAUUCCAUACCACCCAGGCCUCCACACCCCUAGGGAGCCUCCAAGAGCCUUGAUCCUCUGUUCACCCAGAGUAACAAUCCCAGCCCUGGAAAUAUCACCUGCCGUGUUCCCACCCUGCUGGGUGAGGGGCAGCAGAAAAUGAAGAGUGGUAGCCCUUCAGGGACAAAGGUCCCCUUUCAGUUUCAAUCCCUAUCCCUCUGUCUGUCUGGAUCACCCCUGAAGACCUGUUGGUCUAUUCCUGGGAAGCAUCACUACGGGUCCUAGUCUCUCCUCAGUAUGUCCCACACUAUUACCAUAAACAUCUUUAAUUACCUUUGUCAGAA